Galeopterus variegatus (Sunda flying lemur) is the source of this 2282-nucleotide messenger RNA. RefSeq names its product ALG2, alpha-1,3/1,6-mannosyltransferase (gene ALG2). The transcript has 3 exons. Lineage: Eukaryota; Metazoa; Chordata; Mammalia; Dermoptera; Cynocephalidae. Bases 34 to 1284 code for a protein of 416 amino acids. Gene Ontology annotation, molecular function: GDP-Man:Man(1)GlcNAc(2)-PP-Dol alpha-1,3-mannosyltransferase activity; alpha-1,3-mannosyltransferase activity. The record is from RefSeq and is a predicted model, not a curated record.
UUGCGCGCAGGGCGCAGGCGCAGCUCUCGGGCCAUGGAGGAGAAGCAGGAGGAGGGUUUGAAGCCGGGUCCCAGCCCGUCGGUGCUGUUCCUGCACCCGGACCUCGGCGUGGGCGGCGCCGAGCGGUUGGUGCUGGACGCGGCGCUGGCGCUGCAGGCUCGCGGGUGUAGCGUGAAGAUCUGGACAGCGCACUAUGAUCCACGCCACUGCUUCGCCGAGAGCCGCGAGCUGCCGGUGCACUGCGCCGGGGACUGGCUGCCGCGCAGCCUGGGCUGGGGCGGCCGCGGCGCCGCCGUCUGUGCCUACGUGCGCAUGGUCUUCCUGGCGCUCUACGUGCUGUUCCUCGCCGACGAGGAGUUCGACGUGGUCGUGUGCGACCAGGUAUCUGCCUGUAUACCAGUGCUCAGGCUGGCCAGACGGCGUAAGAAGAUUCUGUUUUACUGUCACUUUCCAGAUCUGCUUCUCACCAAGAGAGAUUCUUUUCUUAAACGGCUAUACAGGGCCCCAAUUGACUGGAUAGAAGAAUACACCACAGGCAUGGCAGACUGCAUCGUGGUCAACAGCAGGUUCACAGCUGCCAUUUUUAAGAAAACCUUCAAGUCUCUGUCUCACAUAGAUCCUGACAUCCUCUACCCAUCUCUGAAUGUCACCAGCUUUGACUCAGCUGUUCCUGAAAAGCUUGAUGACUUAGUCCCUGAGGGAAAAAAAUUCCUGUUCCUUUCCAUCAACAGAUAUGAAAGGAAGAAAAAUCUGACUUUGGCACUGGAAGCCCUAGUACAGCUGCGUGGAAGAUUGACAUCCCAAGAUUGGGAGAGAGUUCAUCUGAUCAUAGCAGGUGGUUAUGACGAGAGAGUCCUGGAGAAUGUGGAACACUAUCAGGAAUUGAAGAAAAUGGUCCAGCAGUAUGACCUUGACCAAUAUGUGACCUUCCUGCGGUCUUUCUCAGACAAACAGAAAAUCUCACUCCUGCAUGGCUGCACAUGUGUGCUUUACACACCGAGCAAUGAGCACUUUGGUAUUGUUCCUUUGGAGGCCAUGUACAUGCAGUGCCCUGUCAUUGCUGUUAAUUCGGGUGGGCCCUUGGAGUCCGUUGUCCACAGCAUCACAGGGUUUCUGUGUGAGCCUGACCCACUGCACUUCUCAGAAGCAAUAGAAAAGUUCAUCCGUGAACCUUCCUUAAAAGCCAGAAUGGGCUUGGCUGGAAGAGCCAGAGUGAAGGAAAAAUUUUCUUCUGAAGCAUUUACAGAACAGCUCUACUCAUAUGUCACCAAACUGCCAGAAUAACCAAAUUCUUUUUGAGGUCUUAAUGCUACAUUCAUUAAUGCCAUUUUUAUGAGUUGUAGACCAGUUUUAAAACCAAAAAAGAAACCUGGAACCUAGUGCAGAAGAGAUUUUUUAAAAAUAAACUUGAGUCUUGAAUCUGAGCCACCUUCCUGUAUGCCACAUGUCCCUGUCUACUUUAUCAGAAAAACAAUGUCUUUUAUGCUGUAAUCAUUCCGACGCUUACCAGUGUUAAGUUAUAAAUACGGUACAAUUCCACAUUCAGCAGAGUACUUUAAUUAUCUGGAUUAUUGUUGCUCUGUCUAAAUUUUGAAUGAAAUUUUUCCUUAAUUGGUUUUGAUAGUUUAGGUGCAUAAUUAUCAAAGUUGAUUAAUUUGACUUCAUAGCAUAAUGAGAUCAGGGUUAUUGUAGUUCCAGAAUUAAUCUGCCACAGUGUUCACUGUCUUCUGUUAGGAAAUUUUGUUAGUCAUACCUUUGCCUGGAUUCAUAGCAAGACUGCUCAAUUUUUUUUUUUUUUUUUAACAAAGAUGAUUUAUUCUUACUGAGACAUGACAAUAAGAGAUGUUUAUCAUAGAGACGAAAAAAUAUUAGAUUUUGGUUUCCAUGAUCAAUUUUUGUAUUUGGAACAUAGGUAUGACAGCCAGACCUGAAGUCAGAAAACUAAAUUAAAGUGGGUGUUGGGAUGAAGAGGAAAUAGUGUCACAUAUACGGUGUGCAUCUUGUUUAGGACAUGUUUCUUAUUGUCAUCAGUUGUCUCAGCUUUGUUAAUAUUUGCGUUGUAUUGACUGAGCUCCUAAGUAUAGGACACAAUGUUUUUUAUCUUUCAAGACCUGGCUUAGAUGCCAUUGCUGUGAAGCCUGCCCUGACCAUCCACCCACCUCCCAAACUGGAAGUGAUCUUUCCCUUCUGUAUACUCUAGCCCUUUCAAGGCACUGACCAAUCUUAGAGUUCAUUAUUUACCUGUUGGUUUAGUACAAAUAAUAAAGCAGUCUUCAACAUAA